Dermochelys coriacea (leatherback sea turtle) is the source of this 6766-nucleotide messenger RNA. RefSeq names its product hyaluronan synthase 3 (gene HAS3). Gene Ontology annotation, biological process: extracellular matrix assembly; hyaluronan biosynthetic process. The transcript is spliced from 4 exons. NCBI's taxonomy places the organism in Eukaryota, Metazoa, Chordata, Testudines, Dermochelyidae. Bases 586 to 2232 code for a protein of 548 amino acids. The record is from RefSeq and is a predicted model, not a curated record. Gene Ontology annotation, molecular function: hyaluronan synthase activity.
CCCCCGGGUUGUGUGGCUGAUUCGCAGCCCUCGCUGCCUCCCCGCCGCAGCCUCGGCGGCUCAGCCCGUUCUCUCGGCUCAGCACCUUGAUCUGCCGCAGCCGGCGGGGGCCGGAGAAGUGGUUUUAUAGCGUCUAGGAAGCGCUUUAUGGUCUGGGCUUUGAGCUGCGGGAAAGCGGCAGCCGAGUGCGCGCUCAUUGCGCUUGCCGGAGAGGGCCAGGGUGCUGCAGGAUCAGCCCCCACGAGUGGGUUUUCCCAGCCCGCUUUCCCUCUCCAGAUUACCCCAGGCUCUGCUGUCCUGCGGCUUUGGCCGGGAGGCCACUUCUUCGGGGGCCUGGCAGUUCUGCGGUGUUUAUGUCUGAGCUGUGUCUCCGCCUCGGGAUCGCACCAGUGGAAGAUUUUUGAAUGACAAGCCUCUUUUAAUGUUGUUUUCUGGGUUUCUGGCUGCAAUUCUCCCGCUGCAGACAAGGGGAUUUCUGUGCAGGAGAAGACGGAAAUUUUAUUUAUACCUUGGGAGGUGCUUCUGCAGGGAGCCACAGGAAGGGAAGAAAGGUGAGGUGCCUGUGAGCUGCGUUUGCAUCAAAAGAUGCCAGUGAGCUUCACCACAGCCCUUCGUGUUUUUGGUACCAGCCUCUUUGCCUUGGUGGUGCUGGGAGGCAUUCUUGCAGCCUACAUCACUGGCUACCAGUUCAUCCACACAGAGAAGCACUACCUCUCCUUCGGCCUGUAUGGUGCCAUCCUGGGCCUUCACCUCUUCAUCCAGAGCCUCUUUGCCUUCCUGGAGCACCGGCACAUGCGGCUCGAGGGGCGGCCCCUGAAGCUGCACCGCUCUGUGGCGCUCUGCAUCGCCGCCUACCAGGAGGACCCCGACUACCUGAAGAAAUGCCUGCACUCGGUGAAGCGCAUCUCCUUCCCCGACCUCCAGGUGGUGAUGGUGGUGGAUGGCAAUGGCCAGGAUGACACCUACAUGUUGGAGAUCUUCAAUGAGAUCCUGGGCUCCGAGAAAACAGGCUGCUACGUCUGGAAGAGCAACUUCCAUGAGAGGGGAGAGGGCGAGACGGACAGCAGCCUCCAAGAGGGCAUGGGGCACAUCCAGCAGCUGGUGCGGAACAACACCUACUCCUGCAUCUUGCAGAAGUGGGGGGGGAAGCGCGAGGUGAUGUACACAGCCUUCCAAGCGCUCGGGGACUCCGUGGACUACAUCCAGGUGUGUGACUCAGACACAGUCCUGGACCCGGCUUGCACAGUGGAGAUGCUGCGCAUUUUGGAGGAGGAUCCGCAGGUGGGCGCAGUUGGUGGAGACGUUCAGAUCCUGAACAAGUAUGACUCGUGGAUCUCCUUCCUGAGCAGCGUGCGGUACUGGAUGGCCUUCAACGUGGAGCGGGCCUGCCAGUCCUACUUCGGCUGCGUCCAGUGCAUCAGCGGCCCCCUGGGCAUGUACCGCAACACCCUCCUGCAGCAGUUCCUGGAGGACUGGUACAAUCAGAAGUUUCUUGGUAGCAAGUGCAGCUUUGGGGAUGACCGACACCUCACCAACCGUGUCUUGAGUCUCGGGUAUAGGACUAAGUACACCGCCCGCUCCAAGUGCCUGACCGAGACUCCCACCAAAUACCUCCGCUGGCUCAACCAGCAGACUCGCUGGAGCAAGUCCUACUUCAGGGAGUGGCUCUACAACGCCUUAUGGUUCCACAAGCACCACCUCUGGAUGACCUAUGAGUCCGUGGUGAAUGGCUUCUUCCCCUUCUUCCUCAUUGCCACGGUCAUUCAGCUGUUCUACCGUGGCCGCAUCUGGAAUAUCCUCCUCUUCCUCCUGACCGUGCAGCUGGUGGGGAUCAUCAAGGCCACCUACGCCUGCUUCCUCCGGGGCAAUGCAGAGAUGAUCUUUAUGUCCCUCUACUCCCUGCUCUAUAUGUCCAGCCUCCUGCCAACCAAAAUGUUCGCCAUUGCCACCAUCAACAAGUCUGGCUGGGGCACCUCUGGCCGCAAAACCAUUGUGGUCAACUUCAUUGGCCUCAUCCCCGUUUCUGUGUGGGUCGCUGUCCUUCUGGGAGGCCUGGCCUACACAGCGUACUGCCAGGACCUCUUCAGCGAGACAGACCUGGCCUUCCUCAUCUCUGGCGCCAUCUUGUACGGCUGCUAUUGGAUGGCGCUCCUCAUGCUCUACAUGGCCAUCAUUGCCCGGCGCUGUGGGAAGCGGCAGGAGCAGAGCAGUCUGGCUUUUGCUGAGGUGUGACAGGCGGGGGGCUCUGGAUGGAGUGGGGAAAGUGCAAUGGGAAAGGAUUAGUGCUGCCACCAUGCAUUGUUCAGGGGCAGCCAGGUGGCGGGUGUGGGAGGAGAUGGGAUUUUAUUUGUGGGUUUUCAAAUUGCUGUCCAAGGAAUGAGUUCCUGGGCUAGUGAGUCUGAAUGCCACCUGAGAAGAGGCUGCGUGUUGUCCAGCAGAGAAUGCUCCAGGUAGCCUGGGCCACGCACACCCGCCUGCAGCUGCCGUGACUCCAGUGUUUUGAGGCCCAUCCUACUGUUGGAGGAGUGGGGAACCCCGAGGCAGCUUCCAGCCUCUCCAACAUUUGCGAUGGCUCCUGUGGAGAUUCCUGUCUGCCACCUGCCAGGGCACAAAAUCCUGCUGUGGGAACUGCACUGAGCUCCAUUGGUGGAGAGGCCCUGGGCCAGAGGUGGGAGAGGAGGCAUUGCCUGCAGACUCCAACCUGAGCAAUAAGGCUCCGGGGAGGCCUGAUCCCCAGGAGCCAGUGAGGGACGGGAGUACUCACUGAAAUGAAUUCAUGCUUUAAAAGAAUCCAAGUUUGCCAACACUCUGUCCUGCCCUGUAGAGCAGGAGCUGUCUAGCUGCACUGGCAGCAGUCGGUGACGCAGUAAGUUGGCGGCAAUGUGUGUCCCUGGAGCCUGGGGACUUGGUUCCCGCCUGGGGUCCGCAAAAGAGGCUGAGAGGGGCACUGCUUAGCUAGAGCCAGGACCUGCUCCGAGCUGGGCUCGGCAGUGGAAACUGGCCCAUGGGAGUCGAGGCUCACGAGGUCUGAGGCAGGCGAAGCCCCCCCCCCCCCUCCCCGGAAGGAGUGCCCCAAAGUCUCUGCAGGCGAAGCUGUGCUUGACAGGCCGAGAGCUCCUGCCCUUGUGCUUUAGAGCCCAGACACUGGAUUCCCCGGCAGUCUGGCAUUCUCCCCAGGCAGGAAAGUGGUCCAUAUAUAUUCAAUUUAUUUAAGAGGGCAGAAAUCCCCCCCCCCCGCCCCACACAGGACUGGCUGCCUGUGGAUUUAAUGCUGUGAACUAGGGUGGGUUCCCUGUGGCUCUCCUUUCUCUCCUGAGGCUUUGUGCUGGGGUGGGGGUGAUCCUAAUACUAUGGUGCUUUGCUAAGGACACUGCAGUCCUUUCCCUGGGGCGGUGAAGAGAGAUCUCCACCUUGACAACGUGAGUUUCCAAGGCGGGGGGAAGGAGCCUCCCCUGUGAGGGCCCAGAUGGCAGCAGUUGGGCCACCUGAACAUGACCUGGGCUGGACCAUUCUUUGCUGUUCUGAAGUGGCUUCCUCAGUCAGGUACCACGUCCUUUUCCCUGAGCCGCUUGAAAACUCCAAUGAUCCUGGCCUCCCGUAGGGAUCUGCUGCAUGGAUGAGCGCUCUCCCAUGGCUCCUUCUGACCCAAAGCCCCGGGCACGAGUGACAGUGUGAGCCCAUGGUGGGGAUGGUGGUAUGAACUGCUGCUCCUGUCCCUUCUGCCCCUGUGCCGCUGACCCCCAGGCAACUCUUCCGUCCCAUUCCACACAAUGGGGCUGUGCCCUGGGGUCACUGCAAGGGGGCAGUGGUGCACGCUCCACCCAGCCCAUGGCCUGGUGUGUCUGUUCCUCAAAGGCUGAGGCAGUAUGGCUCCAGCUUUAGCCUUUGCUGUGCUCAGAGUAACGUCCAGACAACUGACACACCAGCAGCAAUGCCACAAGAGCAAUAACCCUCCCCAGCCUGCUACUGGGGCCCUGUGUGUAAAGUGCCACAUACAGCUCGAGUGUCCCAUGGUGCCAAAGCCUGCAGUAGGGUCACCUGGGGCCUCUCUAGGGAUGCCUGCCUCUGCCCCUCCAUUCAGUGUUACCCAGCAAUUACUGGUGACCCGUGGGCAAGACUGUGCCAGCAGCUGAGGGCGAAGGCAGAAAGGUGAGUGGCUGCACGAAGGUUACAUGGCUUUGAGCUUUUCCCCUGGGCCCACUGUACAAGGGGGAGCACCUAUGCAAUGGAGCUAGGCCAAGGCUGACUGCCAGGGCUGGCGAUAGGAAUGGGGAGAGGGCAGCACAAAGAUGGAGUUAGAAAGUGCUUAUUACUUAGCCUCUCAGUGCUUCCCCUCCUCCCUGCUUGUCAGGUCAGGGCUCCUGGUUGUGUUUGGGGAGGCAUUGAGACCACGCAAGAGUGCCAGGUCCCUUCUCUUUCAGGCCUGGCACUGCUGCUCGUUCCCCAUCACGUAAAGGUGAGGGAACACUGUCCUUAUGGCGGCUAAGUACAGCCCUGCCCUGCUGGCACUGCUUUCAUGUGUCCGCACACAAGUAGACACCUGGUCUGUGCCCUGGGAGCCUGGGUACUAUUCCUGGCUCUGUCACAAAUGCAGGCAAACUUGGGCAAGUCUCUUCCCCAGCUGUGAGGAGGGUGGGGGUAUGUGGACACCUUGGGAGACAAGUGCUCUCCCAGGGCACUUAAUUAUGUGCUCUGUCUAUUCCAGGGGUUAGCACCAUUUGAUAUCUUCACUGUGGGCCCCACUGCUAAGCUAGCCUCCGCCAAGAGCCUCAGUCAGAAUCCCUGCCGCCUCCUAGUGUCUGCCGCCGGCUGUGGUUUUAACCCCACAUCCUCUCUGGUGCCCAGCCCUGAGCUGUUGCUCUAGCACCCGUGUGAGGAUAACUUGCCAGACAAAACCAAAGCACUGCUCUGUGUAAGGACGUCUGUGCCGAGUACAGUGGGGUGCUCGGUGGGAGGGGCAGCGUGGAGAGGCAAAGGGAUGCUCAGGGAGGCCUGGAGCAAGCAGAGCCAGAGCACAAAUGCAGCAAGUGAAAGAGCUUGCCCCUGUUGUGCUGGCUGAGGAGCCUCAUGCAGGGACUCAGCGAUGCCAGGGGAGGCUGAGGUAGAAGGAAAGCAGGGCCUAGAGUUUUGGGAACAGCCACCCAGCCCGUGCAGAAGGGAGUUUGGGAGGGCCCCUUCUGCUGAAGAAACACCACAGAAGCCCCUUAACCCCCCUCCACUUUCCACUCCCUGGCCCCUGGUGGGUGUUGGUAGGGUUUGAGGUUUGCCCCGUGGGAGAGCAGCAGCUAAUUCUGCCUCCUUUGUCAAAGAACAGAAGGGCAGUGAGAGGCCACAGUUAGCAGUAGCCUGCCAAAGAAUGGCUGCUGGCAGCUUCUUUGCCUGCCCUCUCCUCUGCCUGAGGAGUGCUCAAGUGGCUUUUUCCAGGGCCUGCAAGGGUGGCUGUAGCCAAAAACCAUAUUUCAUGCUGUGUCCUGGUGAGCUGGGUGAUGCAUCACUCCUCCAGGACAGAACCUCUGCCAUGAGCUAAGGGGACACGAGCCCCCAAGCCAGUUAGUACCUCUGCUGAGUAACACAAGGUGCUGUGCCAGGCACAAAGCUGGGUGCCAACUGCCCGUGCAGGGGACCCAGCCCCAUGGCAUAGUUUUGCAUGUUGGCUCAAGUCCCUGUGCUGCUACUGAGCCAGGUUUAGAGGGGUGGGGGUUCCCCUAGUCUCAGGAGCUGCAGGGCAGAUGUUCCAGUGCCUGGGGGAGGAGCCAGCUUCUAACCACACCCAUGGCAUACAAGAGGGACAGGAGUCUGAGCUGAGAGCACAUCCCUGCCCCGCCCCGCCCCGCCCCACCUUCAGGGUUGGUGUGCCACAGCAAAGCUGUCACUCUAGCUGUGGGCAGCGCAUCCAGCCUGCAAGUUGCUGCUGUAGGAGCUUGUUGGCUGUAUGGUUCCUUGUGCCUGAGAGGCUGCUCAGCUGGGUCCCAGGGACUGUUAAUGAGGGCACCUAACAAGGCCCCAGCAGAGACUAACCUGCCAUGGUACCAGGCUGCUAAUGGCAAGGCAAAUGCUGAGGGCUGGGAUUCCAGCAGCUGGCCAGGCUGCUUGUCUGACACAGACCACAGGUGUGGGCAGUUACCUCAGGAAAGUGAAUGCCCCCAGCUCCCAAUGCUGUCAUCAGGAGAACACUGCUUGCUUUGCAUCCCUCCUGAGCUAACCACACCUGCUUUGCUUUUGUGCUGGGUCCAGUCAGCUCUGCUCCCAGACUUCUGUGCCCUCUUCUGAGGGAGGGCCCCUGUGGAUUGUACUCUAUGGGCUUCUAGAACAGGUGCCUCUCCCUGCAUGUCACUACAGCCUCCCCUCAUCUUAAGUGCUAGCGGGAGAGAGCCUGGCCUCCCUUGCUAUACGUGGAGGCCGGAGCAGGGACCUAGCUUUGGAUCUAGACUACAGGUAUGUGCUCCCUUCUGGGCCUGGGAGAGCAGCUUCCACCCUGCCCCUCCCAGCAGUGUCCCCACAUUCCUUGUGUGUAGCCUGGCUCCUGGCUGCACCACAGCUGUCUCCCUGGGCCCUCUUUUCAGGGCAAAAACCUUACUCCAGGUGAGUGUUUGGGGCGGUUUAUUUAAUACCAGGUUUUUAGGAGACUUUUAGCUCUUUGAUAUUUACAGUUAUUGCUACCGUUGUUUGUAAAUCUAUUUAUUUUUUACCAGCAUUUUUUCAUUUUUUUAAAAAGGUCUGUUUUUAUAUCACAAUGGAUUUGUCACAAUAAAGAGAUUUGCACACA